Molecule: messenger RNA, 1569 nt
Organism: Lycium barbarum (goji berry)
Lineage: Eukaryota; Viridiplantae; Streptophyta; Magnoliopsida; Solanales; Solanaceae
Exons: 7
Coding region: 484-1113 (209 amino acids)
Source: RefSeq, a predicted model, not a curated record
AGGGUCUUGCACCGGAUAUUCAAGUCGGUAUUGGCAAUGAUAGCGGCGAUACGCUGAAAGCUUCAACCGAAGAGAUUGCAGAAGGAGGUGAUCUUUCAGGAGUACCGAAGACUUCGGUUGAACGUUCGGGGAAACAUACUGUGGAAGAGAAAAAAUGUUCUGAUGAUUCAAAUAAUUCCGAGAUGAUCGCACAGGUGCUAGCAAAUAUAGCAUAAUCGUAAAUGACUAACGAACAAGUUCAUGCGGAAAAAACCGAGGAAAACACCAGCUCAACUGUCUUAGAGGAACCCCAGGCAGCAGUUUGUAACGCGCAGCCGUUGUCUCAGUGGUUGUUGCCUGAUGAGUAUUUACCAAGCCAAACCCCAGGGAGAGAAAUCAUGUUACAUCCAUCAGUCACACGAGCUACACGCCCUAGUAAAUACAAGUCUUCACCGUUUGUGACAGAUUUUGAUAAAUCCCAUUACUGGUCCACUUGAUGUACAGAUGGUGGAUGAAUACCGUACUUGGCUUCGAAACGGUCUGCUUGUGAGGCACGAUAGCAAAAAGAACUACGAAGACCAUUACAAAAAAAAAAUGGCAGUUUUUGACAAUGGAGUCAAAUUCAAUUUUGGCAUCACAACUGUCAAUGAUAAGAACUGGUUUUACAUGUUAUCGAUGGAUGGUCAGCUUUGGAAUGACGAGCACAUUGACGUCAUUUUCUAUUACUUUCAGAAGAAAGGAAAGUAUGAUAAAAGGAACAAUUUCAGCUUCACCACUGUUGACUGCCUAUUCAAGCAGAGAAUUGAUGUGGUCCACCAUGCAUAUCGCAAUGUUAAAACCCAGACAAAUGUGGCAAAUGAAGAGCAAGUAUUGAUUGAGUAUGUUAAGGGCCACAGGCUUAUUGCCAAUGUCCCGUGGCAUACGUUUGACAACGUGCUAAUACCGGUGAAUAUACAAGAAGAAAAUCAUUGGUUAUUGGUACUCCUUUCAUUCAAGGACAGGCGUCUGUAUGUUUACAGCUCGUAUCAAUCAGCUGGGCACAACACAGUUGUUAGGAAUGAAAUAAAAAAGCUUGCUACACUUCUGCCACAUUUCCUACAUCUGGCUGGAUUCUAUGUAAAUCAAAAGGCAUAGAUUUGGUGAAAGACCCAGCAUAUGCGGAUAAGGGACAAAUCGAUAUCCUUGAAGUUGUCUAUGUUGAUAAUCUGCCGCAUCAAACUGCUGGUAGCACGGACUGUGGUGUCUUUGUGGCAGCGUAUGCUGAGUAUUUGACAUCGGGUGAAAGGAUUCCAGAUGUCAUUGAUGCACACAUGCAGCGUAUGAGAUACGGUGCACUCUUAUGGGACUACGCUGAAGGCAAGGUUGCUGACAAAGCAGAGAGUGAUAAUGAAGUUCCACCAAAACCUAUUAGGCCAGCAAUCGAUUACGACACUGUAGAUGCAAUUGAUGUUUGAUAAAUACUAUUUGUGCAUUCGAUGUUUUUUGUCCUUUUUUUCAUUACAGCAAACAAUCUGGUGUUUUUAGAUGUAUUUUGACUUAUGUUGGAUAAUUAUCAUUUAACCAAAGAAAUCUCAGUGGUUUUAUGUUCCA